This is a messenger RNA of Drosophila gunungcola (fruit fly), 893 nucleotides long. RefSeq lists its product as uncharacterized. The coding region runs from base 186 to 470 and encodes 94 amino acids. The transcript has 5 exons. The record is from RefSeq and is a predicted model, not a curated record. Lineage: Eukaryota; Metazoa; Arthropoda; Insecta; Diptera; Drosophilidae.
UUUAUAUAAAAUCAACUGAGCAUAUCUGUUGGAAUUCAUUAAACGUUUUACUGCCACAGGCCGACGUACAGCGGUUCGAAAUUCGAGAUUCGAGAUCCGAGAUCCAAAAGCCGAGAGCUCCGCACACGAAAUAUCCACCGUCUUCUCACACGCACAUCAAGCAGCAGCUCAAUCAGCCAGCAAAUAUGAAAUUCUUAGUCACCAUCGCCGCCCUCUGCCUCUUCGUGGCCUUCGCCGCGGGUCAGCAAUACUUUCUGGGACAGUUCCCCAGCCGGGCUCGCUUCGGAUUCGAUCCCGUGGCUCUGGCGGGACCCUCAUCCGCCACACAGGUCCGAGAUCCUCGACAGAACAGAGGACCCGUGGUGUUCCCCCCAUCCCCGCCAGAUGCAGUGGACGAGUCUAGCGGCGUGGUCGUAGGCGCCUCCGGAUACGGUUUUGUGCCGCCCCAGCAAAGAAAACUCUCUGGUUAAAGUAACAAAUCUUCCCCACACCGAAUACCAAAUCUUCCCCACACCACACCACACCACACCGACUAGCAGUAAUUAACCCAAAGCACACACACACUUUGCACACCAGCACCAGCACCGGAAACGGAAAUGCGUCCCUCUUAGCUAAUUACAGCCGCCCACAAAAACACCCACUAACUCGGCACCUCUUCCCCCCUUCCCCUCCCCUUAAAAUAAACUUAACAUUACUUAGUUUAAUUAGCUUGAAAUCCCAAUGUUAAUUCCCAUUUUAUUGUUUCGUUUUGUAUUUUUAUUUCUCUUAUGAUUUUUGCUUUCUUAUAAUUUAUGUUUCAAAUUGGAAUUGUAUUAUGAUUUUAUCUUUUAUUUUACCUUAUUUUAUUUGUAACCAGAAGCUAAAUUAAAAUUAUGAAUAAACCGAAAAAUAUU